This is a messenger RNA of Cynocephalus volans (Philippine flying lemur), 1746 nucleotides long. RefSeq lists its product as uncharacterized. The record is from RefSeq and is a predicted model, not a curated record. Gene Ontology annotation, molecular function: aspartic-type endopeptidase activity; nucleic acid binding. Lineage: Eukaryota; Metazoa; Chordata; Mammalia; Dermoptera; Cynocephalidae. Gene Ontology annotation, biological process: proteolysis; DNA integration.
AUGGGGCAGACUGUCUCAACCCCUUUAAGUCCAACGGCUGUAUUUGCUCUCCGAGAAGUAAAAAAGAAACCGGAGGUCCUGCCGUCCACUGACCCAGACUGGCUUCUUUCUGAUCCCCCUCCACCUCCCUAUCCUCCUACUCUCAGAUCACAGGCGCCUGGCCACACUGGAGCCGAAAACUCAGUAUUACUGCGAGCAAAUGGACCUCUUCUCAAGGGGAAGUCUUGGAUACAAGGGACUACAGGGUACAAACAGUACCCAUGGACUACCUGGAGAACAGUGGACCUAGGCGUGGGCCCGCUAUCCCACUCGUUCAUGGUCAUUCCUGAGUGCCCCUACCCACUGCUGGGAAGAGAUCUCCUCACCAAAAUGGGUGCUCAAAUUCAUUUUGACCCUGAGGGACCUCGGGUGCUAAAUCGGCAAGGAAAGCCUCUCCAGAUACUAACUCUCAGGUUAGAAGAUGAAUACCAAUUGUUUGAAAAGCAAUGGUGGGAGACUGGACAGAUGGAUUGGUGGUUAGAAAACUACCCCCGGGCAUGGGCAAAAACUGCAGGCAUAGGGAAAGCUAAAAACCGGCCCCCCAUCCAUGUAGAACUAAAGGCUCAAGCCAGUCCUAUAGCUGUCCGACAAUACCCAAUGUCCCAAGAAGCACGCGAAGGCAUCAGACACCACAUUGGCCAUUUACUUCAACUGGGGAUCCUAAGGAAGUGCCAAUCAGCCUGGAACACGCCCUUGCUGCCGGUCCAAAAGCCUGGGACUAAUGACUACCGACCUGUCCAAGAUCUCCGAGAGGUAAACAAACGUGUGGCCAACCUCUAUGCCACCGUCCCUAAUCCCUACAAUCUUUUAAGUUCUUCACCUCCAGACAGGACCUGGUACUCGGUACUGGAUCUCAAAGAUGCAUUCUUCUGUUUGCCGCUAACUGCAAAAAGUCAAGAUUACUUUGCUUUCGAGUGGAAAGAUUCAGAGAUUGGCUUAACAGGGCAACUUACAUGGACUCGCCUGCCUCAAGGAUUCAAAAACUCGCCCACCAUCUUUGAUGAGGCCCUCCACCAGGACUUAGCCAUGUUCCGGGCCUCUAAUCCCCAGGUAACUUUGUAUGUAGAUGACCUCCUCCUGGCGGCGGCCGACAAGGAACUGUGUCUGGAAGGAACUAAGCCGGGACCUGGCAAGAGACUUAGGGGAGACAGACCAGGGGUGAAUUGGGAAGUAGAUUUUACAGAAGUCAAGCAAGGCAGAUACGGUUACAAGUAUCUCCUAGUCUUUAUAGACACCUUCUCCGGAUGGGUGGAAGCAUUCCCAACUAAACAAGAAACAGCCACCGUCGUGGUCAAGAAAAUCCUGGAAGAAAUCUUCCCACACUUCGGGGUGCCCAAGGUAAUCGGGUCCGACAAUGGACCCACUUUUGUUGCUAAGGGACUACAAGCGGUACAGAAAGAAAUUUGGAUGCAGCUGGCAGCCUCCUAUAAGCCUGGGACCCCCGAAGUUUCUCACCAGUUCCAGGUUGGGGACACAGUCUACGCAAGGCGACACCACUCCCAGACCCUAGAGCCCCACUGGAAAGGACGUUACCUAGUGCUUUUAACAACCCCAACGGCUGUGAAGGUGGACGGGAUCUCCUCUUGGAUCCACGCCUCGCACGUGAAACCAGCGCCGCCAGAUGACCAAGGAUCGGGGGAUGCCACCUGGAGAGUCCAGAGUUCCAGAGAGCACCCCUUAAGACUGAAAAUUGUUCGGACACCCUAA